AUGCCACCACGACGCGGUCCACAGCGAGGUGCAGACACGAUCAGGAUACUUGUCGCCACAGACAGCCAUGUCGGAUACAACGAGCGCGACGCAGAGCGAAAAGACGACAGCUGGAGGACAUUCCACGAGGUGAUGUGCCUAGCGAAAGAACACGAUGUAGACAUGGUGCUGCAUGCAGGAGAUCUCUUCCACGAGAAUAAACCGUCAAGAAAGUCAAUGUACCAUGUCAUGAAGUCACUGCGUCAAAACUGUCUUGGAGAGAAGCCAUGCGAACUGGAGAUGCUGAGCGAUGCGAGCGAGAACUUCGGAGGCAUGUUCGAUCAUGUCAAUUACGAGGAUGAGGAUAUUAAUAUCGCUAUACCUGUGUUUGCCAUCCACGGAAAUCACGAUGAUCCAUCAGGUGAAGGCUCGUUCUCUCCUCUCGAUCUGCUGCAAGCAUCUGGCUUUGUCAACUAUUUCGGUCGCACUCCGGAAGUCGAUAAGAUUGCGGUGAAACCGGUACUUCUCCAGAAAGGUGGUACCAAACUUGCGCUCUAUGGUCUCAGCAACGUUCGUGAUGAGCGUUUGUUCCAUACCUGGCGGGACGGCAACGUCAAGUUCUUCCAACCUGGUACACAGAAGGACGAGUGGUUCAACCUCAUGAGCGUACACCAGAAUCAUCACGCGCAUACGCCAACCAGCUAUCUUCCUGAGAACUUCCUGCCAGAGUUCAUGGAUCUUGUUGUAUGGGGUCACGAGCACGAGUGUCUGAUUGACCCGCGAUACAACCCUGAGAUGGGCUUCCAUGUCAUGCAACCCGGUUCCUCAGUGGCUACGUCACUCAUGCCCGGAGAGGCUGUUCCUAAGCAUGUCUCCAUUCUGAGUGUCACUGGCAAGGAGUUCACAACUGAGAACAUCCGCCUAAAGACCGUCAGGCCUUUUAUCAUGAAGGAGAUUGUCCUUGCAGAAGAGAGGGAGAUCAAGGAAAAGGAAGUCUGGCGCGUCCGCGACGUCAGCGACAACCGUGCAAAGAUCACCCAAUACCUAAACAAAGUUAUUGAGGAGCUGAUCGAAGAAGCGAACAGGGACUGGCUCGAACUUCAGGUGGAUCGGGAAGAAGGCGACGAUAUCGAGCCUCCGAAACCGCUUGUUCGGCUGCGUGUUGAAUAUACAGCUCCGGCUCCAGGCGAGUUCCAUUGUGAGAAUCCGCAGCGUAUCUCGAAUCGCUUUAUGGGCAAAGUGGCGAACAUCAACGAUAUUGUACAGUUCCAUCGGAAGAAGAAGCCGGCGAAUCGGGCGUUAAAGAGUAAUGCCGAAGAGCCAGACGAAGAUAUCCUGGCUGAGCUUUCCAUCGACUCAGUCAAGGUCGAUAAACUGGUAAAAGAAUUUCUUAGUGCCCAGACCUUGACGAUCUUGCCACAGAAUUCGUUCGGAGACGCAGUGUCACAGUUUGUAGACAAAGAUGAUAAGCACGCCAUGGAGGCGUUUGUCGGAGACAGUCUCAAAAAUCAGCUCAAGCACCUCAUGGCAGCCAACGAAAUUGAAGAAGAAGAGAUUACCAGGGAGAUGGUGGAGUAUCGAGAACAACUAGAGGACCUGUUCGCUUCAGGACAGCUGAAGAAGACCCGGAAGUCCAAGAUUAAACCUAAGCCAGCUGGAUGGGAUAGCGAUUUCGACGGGUCCUGGGCCGAUCAGCCCGCCGCUCUCGUCCGCUCUGAUAAUGAAGGUGAGAAAGACGAUGACGAGAGCUUAGCGUCCAUACCGACAAAGAAAGCUGCUCCACGUGGUCGCGGCAAAGCAGCUGGCACAACUCGUCAAACUGCAGCAGCUACCAAGAAGGCCGCACCCAAGAAAGCCGCACCCGCAGCCAAGGGCGGUCGAGGCAAGAAGAAGGUCAUAGAAGAAGAAGAGGACUCCGAUGACGAAGACGUAAUCAUGGUCGAUGAUGACGACGACGAAGAAGUAAUGGAGGAAGAAGUAGAAGAAGAAGACAGCGCAGAAGACUUAUUCGUAGCCUCGCAAAAGAAAGCCCCUGCAAGAAAGCCCGCUGCAAGGAUGACAAAAACCCUAGCGCGAGCCAAGUCACCGGCUAAGAAGACGAGUACGGUGAGGGCGAAGGCGUCAGCUACGCAGACUAAGUUGAACUUCUCACAGACGCUCACGCAGCGCAGUCAGCCUACGCGAGCUGGGUCGUCGCGGGGAAAGAAGGUUGUGCAGGAGCCGAGUGAUGAUGAGAUCGAGUCUGAUGAUGCUUUUGAGUCGGCGCCGCCUCCUAGUGCAAGGCCCACUCGCAGACGGUAG
Alternaria atra is the source of this 2280-nucleotide messenger RNA. RefSeq lists its product as uncharacterized. Gene Ontology annotation, biological process: meiotic DNA double-strand break formation; double-strand break repair via nonhomologous end joining; double-strand break repair via homologous recombination. Gene Ontology annotation, cellular component: nucleus; Mre11 complex. The coding region runs from base 1 to 2280 and encodes 759 amino acids. Lineage: Eukaryota; Fungi; Ascomycota; Dothideomycetes; Pleosporales; Pleosporaceae. Gene Ontology annotation, molecular function: manganese ion binding; 3'-5'-DNA exonuclease activity; DNA endonuclease activity. The transcript is spliced from 3 exons. The record is from RefSeq and is a predicted model, not a curated record.